UGUUGUUUGCUCUUCGUAUUAACACCUCCUCGCAGCGACGACACGUCUCACGCUGAGAGCUAACCAGGCAACCAUUUUAAGUGCAAGAAACAUUCGUUCACCGGUGUAUCCUUGUCAGAUCCUUCUUACCGACUGGCCGUCGUUAAGCGCUGCGCGAAGAUCAUUUUGGCGCGGUAGGCAACGUCGCUUCUUCUUUGCCCCACUGCCACGGUGCUACACCUCUUCCGUGAGAAAAAACAUUUGCAGAAAACAAGGAGAUACUACAGUGCAUCUUUCAAGUGCGAUUUUACAGUAACGUGAUUUUUUUCGGAGUUAUUUACUACAGCUGCUGCCGCUGUACUUACCGACGCUUUGCCGUUAACAGAAUCCAAUUUGUUGCCUAUUUUACAAACAAGCUUCGAUUCGGGCAAACUUGGAGCAAUAACAAAAUGGCGCCAAAGCGGACCGACUCCUGGUAUCGUUGAAAAGUCUAGGUAAAACAAUCUAAGUUUCAUUCUCUAGUCUCAGUCUGUUGCUUGCAGUGGUAACGACAACUAACAACAGUAUUCAUUGACAUACCUCUAGGUUUCAGUGACGAUUAAUUACUGAUCUGGUUGUGUACAGGACCCUUCUAUACUCAACGGUCUGGUGCUCCAGCUUUGGCGAUCAGUGGCGGCCAUUUGUAAUCCGUUAUCAGUCGUUUCUAUUCUCAGACAGCCGGUAACCACCCUGUGGUUACCGUUGUUUGGAUAAAACGAUUUCAGACUGAAUUUCUAUGCGUAAAGAUAACGAUAAUGAACCGGAAUAUAGAAUUACACGUUCUCAGAUUUAUUUCGAUCACUCGAAAGUAAGUUCACUAAUUUGGUUUAGUAUCCGUUUAACAGUACUGUUAUAUUGUUAAGAUUCUGGCGUCUUCCUAGCGAGCUGUAGAUGCGUACUAUGUAACUACGUAAUACAGAGUUUCUCUUAGUGAAAAAGUUAUCUUAUAUUACCGAUCUGAUACGUUCAACUCAGCUAUCGCGUACGGCCAGUGGCUUCUCUGUAAACAUGUCACGGCCGACCGAUUGUCGUUGUUAUUUCUACCUCUACAAGCCAAUGAGGAGUCGAGUCAAUUGCAAACGAGUGAACGAUGUCAUGUCAUGGUUUUAUUUGUUUGUGCUGAAUAUGAGCAUCAAGGAUCAGUCCGCGGGGUACGAACGUGUCCAGCCAAGGGCUCUUCGCUUCUUCCGCAGCCUUCCAUAAUCACUUUCUCUCUAAUAACAAAAAAACAGACUGGUUGUGAGAAAGACGAGUGUUAUCACCGAAGAGGUAGAAUCAAACAAGUAAUUCAAAGUAAGCGUUUUACCCAGUAGAGCAAUGUAUCCGUUCUUUUUUAGUUAGCGAUCAAUGCCGUGGUGCACUGAUGGUAGAUGCUUAGCAAGUUAACCGUACUUCGACGUGUUGUCCACACUGCAGCCAGGAUGACGGGCGAAAUCGCUAUUUUGUCUGUGUCUGAUAAGACCGGCCUGUUGGACCUUGCUCGGGCAUUGGCCCAGUCAGGUUAUAAGCUCGCAGGAUCCGGGGGAACUGCCAAGGCCAUCCGAGAUGCCGGUAUGGAAAUCAGGGACAUCUCGCAGAUCACUGGUCAUCCAGAAAUACUCGGAGGACGGGUGAAAACACUUCAUCCAGCCGUUCACGGAGGGAUUCUUUCGAGAAAAAUCGAAUCAGAUAUUGCUGACAUGCGGCAUCAGAAUUAUGAGUUCGUCUCUGUUGUUGUGUGUAAUUUGUAUCCAUUCGUUGAAGCAAUCUCAAAGCCGGACGUCACCAUUGCCAAAGCCGUUGAAGAGGUGGAUAUUGGCGGGGUGACCCUGCUCCGUGCGGCCGCGAAGAACCAUGAGCGGGUAACUAUUGUUUGCGAUCCAGCGGAUUAUACGGCCGUUGCUAAUGAAAUCUCGCGAUCACCAUCAAAAGCGACCUCUCUGGAAACGCGUAAGCGGCUUGCUGUUAAGGCCUUCCUCCACACCGCACAAUACGACGCCAACAUUUCGGACUACUUCCGCAAAGAAUACAUGGCCGGAGUUCAACACCUGCCGUUGCGUUAUGGCAUGAACCCUCACCAGAAGCCCGCGCAGCUAGCCACGUCGGCAAACGAACUGCCCCUCGUAGUGGUCAACGGAGCACCUGGUUUUAUCAAUCUUUGCGAUGCCCUGAACGGAUGGCAACUCGUUCGUGAGUUGAAAGCGGCACUCGGCAUGCCUGCGGCUACAUCAUUUAAGCAUGUUAGUCCUGCCGGUGCUGCUGUAGGGUUACCCCUCAGUCACGAUGAUGCCCGCCUUUGCAUGGUCGAUGACCUGUACAAAGACCUUACGCCAAUUUCGUCGGCUUACGCACGCGCACGGGGUGCCGACCGAAUGUCAUCGUUCGGAGAUUUCAUUGCACUCUCAGAUCCUUGUGAUGGCACUACAGCACGUAUCAUUUCGCGAGAAGUGUCUGACGGAAUUAUCGCUCCCGGAUACACUCCCGAAGCUAUUGAGAUCUUGCGUAAGAAGAAGGGUGGAGCUUACUGUUUGCUUCAGAUGGACCCGAACUAUGAGCCUGGUGUAAUGGAAAUGCGUACUCUGUUCGGUCUUACCUUGGAGCAGAGGCGCAACGACGCCGUUAUCAACCGAAACCUCUUCAAAAACAUCGUAUCCAAGAACAAGAAUCUGCCUGAGUCCGCUAUUCGGGAUCUAAUCGUGGCGACAAUCGCGCUCAAGUACACACAAUCAAAUUCAGUCUGUUACGCUAAAGACGGACAAAUCGUCGGCAUUGGAGCGGGUCAGCAAUCUCGAAUUCACUGUACUCGUUUAGCCGGCGAGAAGGUCAACAAUUGGUGGCUCCGCCAGCAUCCCGUUGUCAAAAACAUGGCGUUUAAGAAAGGAGUGAAGCGCGCGGAACAAUCGAACAUCAUCGAUGUGUUCGUAUCCGGCGUCAUUGGCGUUGACAUGCCCGCUGACGUUUACCAGAACUCCCUAGAGAACGCUCCCAAGCAACUGACUGAUGCAGAAAAACGUGACUGGAUUUCCAAGCUCAGCCAGGUGACUAUCUCAUCUGAUGCGUUUUUCCCCUUCCGCGACAACAUUGACAGAGCAAAACAGUCUGGCGUUGACUACAUUGCGUCUCCUGGUGGUUCUACUAAUGAUGAUGGUGUGAUCCAAGCUUGUAACGAGCACAAUAUCACCCUCAUACACACUGGACUGCGUUUAUUCCACCAUUAAUGAGACUAAUAGCCAUCGGCAAGACUCAUGUACUAUUAAAACAUACACCUGUAACUGUAGAAUGUUGGAUUUUAUAUUUGUUGCGUCAUUCUAAAUGUCUCGGUUUUAGCUUGUAGUGAACAUGUGUCCAAAUCCGGCUGAACAUGCAAAAGGAACCUACCUUAUCGUAGCAUAUUAACUAUUCACAAACGCAGUGUAUAGCCUCAAACAGUUUAAUAAUCCAGGACCGGUUUUUUUUCUAAUAAUGAAAGUAUUUUUUCAUCUACUGAAUGAACAAUUUCUUACAUUUCUUACACGUCGAAGAGAUAUUGAAUGUACUCUGCAUCUUUAAAUUUGCUUUUAACGUACUCUGUCGUAUUUUGAGUGAGACAUACGGUUUUCUCUGGUACUGUUCUGUUUCAUUUGAAAGAUACUAGCCUUAUUAGGGCUAAGCAAAGAGACUGCUUACAAGUUAGCGAAAAGAUAGUAAAGUUCGAGAAGCUCCGUGAAGAAAGCUGUGUAGGAACUUGUAAAAUAUUUUAAAUGCUCUUCUCAAUAGAAUAUUUCAUGAUCAUUUCUGCUGCAUGCUCAAGAGGUCAUCUUAGAUUUAUUCGCUAUAUUCUUCGCCAAUGUUUACAACGAUGAUUAACUGAGUCGGAAAGAGAUGGUCGUGGCUAAGUGCUACAACCGUAUGUAAGGUAGCAAACAAGGUCAAUACGUAUAGCGAAUGAAUGUUACUCGUUUCUAAUACAACACGUGCGAGUUGGGCGGCCUACUUGUCGUCCUGCUAAUCAGACCUACUGAGUAGGACAAUUUGAUUUUAUUUCGUCAUAACGCUUCUACCAAAAAUAACAGCUCUUAAAACACAGUCAACUAAUUACUUUACCUUGCAAAUCUUAUUCUGUCAUUGUUUUUCGGUUUUGAUUUUUUUAGAAUCUUGUUCGUACAACACAAUCUGUCGGGAUAACAAGAAACUUAUCAUGAUAAGGUGCAGUUGUGUCAAAUCUUACUUUCAUCGCCCGAUGUCGAGCCGAUCAAGCAGCUUAUUCUUCUUGAUGGCCCUGUUUCGAGCUAUCGUUAUCUCCCGUGAAGUAUCCACUUUCAUAGACCACCCAAAAUCAGACAGGCUUAUCAACUACAAAUACGAGAGCUUUCAUUGUCGCUACCCUCGCAUACUCUCGAACCCCCAAUUUCAUUCGUCGUGAAUGAUUUGUCCUCGAGGGUCCACUGUGACUGUAACAGUCGCUAUCGUGAUUCAGCUACUGUGGCAGUAAUUGUUACUACUGCCACUGUUGUUUGCGCAGUGAAGAUCACAUUGUGAUGAUUCCCUUCAACCCCUCAGAUUCAGUUUCGGGACGGGGAGUGGGAAGUUGCAGCGUAUUCUGUAUUGAAGGCCCAUUAUCUAUAGCGGACAACAAAGACAAGACUCUUUCUUUGUCAGCGCCACUCACUCUGUGAGUCUACAACAUCAUAGUAACGCGUAUGGCUCCCAGCACGCUCUCGCUGUACUCACAAAUUUUAUUCAUAGUUUUUAUUACCUUGGAAUGAUAACACUUCUAAGCAAUAAUAAUUUGCUAGCUAAAUUUAUUGCUUAUCUAACACUGAAACGGUUCUCAAUAAGUGUAAAAAUAAAAUAAAAUAAAAUAAGGUGAUGGAAUGAAAAAUGG
This is a messenger RNA of Varroa destructor (honeybee mite), 4861 nucleotides long. Its product is annotated as bifunctional purine biosynthesis protein ATIC. NCBI's taxonomy places the organism in Eukaryota, Metazoa, Arthropoda, Arachnida, Mesostigmata, Varroidae. Gene Ontology annotation, molecular function: phosphoribosylaminoimidazolecarboxamide formyltransferase activity; IMP cyclohydrolase activity. Gene Ontology annotation, cellular component: cytosol. The record is from RefSeq and is a predicted model, not a curated record. Gene Ontology annotation, biological process: 'de novo' IMP biosynthetic process.